Molecule: messenger RNA, 3695 nt
Organism: Melanotaenia boesemani (Boeseman's rainbowfish)
Lineage: Eukaryota; Metazoa; Chordata; Actinopteri; Atheriniformes; Melanotaeniidae
Product: protein tyrosine phosphatase type IVA 2-like
Exons: 8
Coding region: 876-1382 (168 amino acids)
Biological process (GO): protein dephosphorylation
Cellular component (GO): nucleus
Molecular function (GO): protein tyrosine phosphatase activity
Source: RefSeq, a predicted model, not a curated record
GUAUUUUGGCCAACUCGACAUUUGUGUUCAACAUGUCUCUCUCACAGACUCGCCUCUGUCACUAGAAGCGUCUGGAUUUUUCGUGAAACUACUGCAUUUGUUAGCAUUAAGCUAGCGGGUUGUGUCAGCCAGGACCCAGACAAGCAGCAGCAUCCUCAAUGGUGUGUCUACAUCCAAGAGCCGUCACAUUUUCCUGUGUCCGCUCAAUGAACAAUCUCAUCAGCUCUCAUCACGGCUGCACAUGUAUGGCGUUUGCGAGGCUUGGAGGGGAGUUUUGCCAAGCUCAGCACCUGCUGCUUAUUGUGGACAAGUGAACAGGAGGACACCAGCUAGGCACAAUCACUGCCAUUCACACACACAGGUCCUUACCGCCAUUUUUGCUCAACCCAUAUGAGGACAAGCCAACCUUCAGUCUGUGACCUGUCCUGGGGAGAAGGAGAGGAAUUGGUUGCAGUCUGGAAGUUUCCUCUCUGCUUUUCUACUUUCCUUCUAUUCCUUUAUUAUUCUGUUCUGAUUUGUACAAGUCUUCUACGGGCUAACAGAUUUGAGAUAGAGGAAGCACAGAUUUCUUUCUGCUCUGUUUUCUUUCUCUAGUGACUCAAAUCUUUAAGCAAGCCAAUUUCCAUUUUAUUGCCAAGAACAUUUUUCCAUACUUCGUCACCAAAAAGUGAUCCUUUGUUUGUUGUUUAAAUAUUUUUUUUAUGAUUUUAGUAGUUUACCCUUUGCUCAUAAACCAAACUGAUAUUUAGUAAAAUUGAUCGCUUCUUUUUAAGUGAAAGCAUUUUUUUGUUUUGAAAAGUGUUACUCCAUUCCCUUAAGCACAGUACUUUUUUAGACUUUCAGUCUUUAUUUACAAACAUUUGUGGGUCUAAAAAAUGAAUCGGCCGGCUCCAGUCGAGAUCUCCUUUGACUGUCUGAGAUUCCUCAUCACGCACAAUCCCACUAAUGCACAACUGGGAAAGUUUAUUGAGGAUUUAAAGGCAUUUGGAGUAAACACCCUGGUGAGAGUGUGUGCUGCUACUUAUGACAAGACACCGGUGGAACAAGAAGGCAUACAAGUCCUGGAUUGGCCAUUUGAUGAUGGUUCUGCUCCACCAGACCAGAUCGUUGAUGAUUGGCUAAAUCUGCUGCAAACCAAGUUUAGAGAUGAGCCUGGAUCCUGUGUGGCUGUGCACUGUGUUGCUGGACUGGGACGAGCCCCUGUGUUGGUGGCCCUGGCUCUAAUUGAGUGUGGGAUGGAAUAUGAAGAUGCAGUGCACUUAAUACGACAAAAACGUCGAGGUGCAUUGAAUGCCAAGCAGCUGCAUUACCUGGAGAGCUACAAGCCUAAACUGUGUCUGCGGUCCAAAGAUGCUAACGGACAAAGCUGCUGUGUACAGUAGGAAUAUUUAAAAAAAAAAAACAAAAAAGAAAAUCUACUUAAGUUGUUUUCUUCUCCUUGGUUUGUAAUCUCAUCUGAACUUGUUGAAAAAUCCCACAAAUAUUAAAGUAAAUGGUCUAUAAAAAUAAAAACAUUUAUUCCAGAGCAUCUUCUGUCAGUUUACAAUUGCAGGUUCAGAUUCAUGUUGUUCUUGUUUAACUUUGGAAUCAGACAUUAAAAUCGUAUGGCGUCCGUAUACCUAAGUACAUUUGACAGUUGAAUCAUUUUUCUUCUGUGAUCUGCAAGCUUCAUAGUCGUUCCAAGCUGUAUACACUAAAAAUCAACAGUAUGUGCAUUCAGAAGCAUAUUUUAGCUAUGCAUAUUGGUUUAUUGCAUCAGUUCUUACAGUGGAUGAGACUGAUCUCUCCUCAUUGGCUAAAUAAGAAUACUGCAGCCAAAAUUAGCUGAAUGUGACAGACUUUGAAAAAUUAGAAAAUAUGCAAUAUUUAUAUUUAGGAAAUGUACUAAAUUUAACUAAGUCUCUGCAGUUUGACACACUUUAAGAAAUGCUGUAUUAAAAUUAGGGAUGCACCGAUUCACUUUUUAUCUUCUGAUACCGAUAUCUAAGAUUUAGUAUCAGCCGAUUCCGAUCCAAUACCGAUACAAAAGAACAGCGCUGAACUACCUAACAAAUUAUGUCUCAUUGUUUGGAAAAGACUGAGAUUUUUUGUGCAACGCAACAUCAGACUUGACUUAAACAUUUCUUUCCUGAUAUUUAAAAACAGAUCCAAAUGUACUUAACUAGGUGAGGGUAAAAAAACAAUAAUUUCUCCACUAGCUUGGUUGGUAGAUAUUUACAAUAAACAAAAAAUGAGCUCCAAACAUUGGUUAAGUGCAAUUAUUUAAGUAUUAAUUAUUGUAUUUGCAUUUAUUUUGAUCCCCAUUAGCUGUUAGAGUACAGCUAUUCUUUUAUUUCUUCAUCCACGCUUGACACCGGUGUUUAAAAACUUAUAAGCCUGAUGUUAUUUACCUUAUUUAAAUGAUGGCAUGUCCUUUCUGACUCUACAAGGUAGCACUUUCACAAUUCUCCUCCACCCUGAUGUACAAAGACCCACCCGUGUGAGCACGCAGGUGAGCACACUCCCGCCAGCCGACGGAGAGCAUGUGUGGGGAAAAUAUGUGGUGUAAAUAACCGAAUAACCAGGCUUCACAAAUUUACCCUCCAUCCCACAGAUAAAACUGACGUAGCGUAGUUUGAUCAUAGCUUUAUUUAACAUUUACAGCUGUUCAUCAGCGUCUCUGCUGACAUAUCAGUCUGUGGUCUAGUGUAGAUUUAACCACAGCUGGGUCUCGCAACCACACGUUUCCAAGGACCAGCUCAGCUUCUGAUUGGUUAUUAAUGUGUUUAAUUGAGAGCAAAGCUGCGUUCAUCUCACACCAUUGGUAGAUAUACUCAACAUGACAAUCAACAUUAGUACACAUUAAUUUAUUAAAUAGUCUUUUUUUUCCCCCCUUUUUUGUGCAAAAACUCUGUAAGCCAGAGGUAAGGCAUGGUGCCGGAAUACUUUAAGCCCUGAAAUUAAACAUUCAUUUAAAAAGCUUCUAAAUAAAACAAUAGCUUCACUAACUUGGUAAAAUAAAUAAAAAUUCAGAUAGUCCCAACUUGUCAGCUUUUUCUCACACACACACACACACACAACUCAGUGUCAGCCGUUGAAUGUGUUGGCUGGGGCAGGGUGAAAAAGUCCAGAUGGCUGAUCCUUUCACUCACUCCACCUUAAAAACAAAUGUGAGCCUCUGCGUGGCGCGUCUUUCCGCGUGACGUCACUCAAAGCGUACAGCAUAGAUUCACACUUAAUAGAUCUGCGCUUAUGGAUCAGGCCCAUUGUUAUGAUAAUCGAUAUAGAAAUUUCUCCAAUAUCGGAUCGGUGCAUCCCUAAUUAAAAUUAGAGUUUACCUACUUGUCAUAUGUCCCAGAUCGGACUCAGUCUGCUUUACUAGAACAAACUUGUGCUCUCCCGAAGUUAAGCAAUGCAAGUGUUCCAGUGUGUUAAAGAUAAGUUAGUGAAUGUAUUUAUUAUCACAUCCUCCAUAUUUCUAUGCCGUCACUUCAUACAUAGUAAUGUCUGGGAGUGGAUGAUUUGAGUGGCAGUAAACCGAGUUUGAUAUUAAUCCCACAGACUCUUAAGCAUAGAUAAUGUUGGGUUAUAAUCUGCAUGAUAACAGUCCAGGAUGUACUGUGGCAGUAACUCCACACAGACACAUUAGUAUUAGAAAAUAAGCUGGCAUUUAACAAAAUGUUGCUGCUUUUGUCAUCACUAAUUAAUUGGACAAU